AUGCUAAAGGGAAGAUUUUUGGCGACAUAUCAUCAACGGGCGUUACUGAUGUCGGAUGUAAAAUUAGCUGAUAGGUUACAAUACAUCUACAAGAAGUCGAAACAGGAUUGCACAUUGCUGAAGGCGGCGCAAAGGGUUAACCCUCGGGCGGUUUUUGUCAAUAAUGAGCUCGACUUGCACAAGAUCGGAGUGUAUGGGUUUGAUUACGAUUACACAUUGGCUGUGUACACUCGAGAUCUGAAUGAAUUGAUCUUUAACAUCGCCAUGAACAACUUGGUGCAGAAGCUCAAGUAUCCGGCAGAGUUGUUGGAUAUUCCUUACGAUGUUUCCUUUUCUAUUAGGGGGCUUCAUUAUGACAUCGACAACGCUUGCCUUCUGAAAGUCGAUGCUUAUAAUCAAGUCCAAAAAGAAACGGCUUAUCGAGGGAAGAGAGGCUUGACUGAGCAGCAGAUUCAACGGAUCUAUGGGGGCUUCAGUAUUCCUGAUAUGAAAGGGAGAAACCUUCCUCAACUGGUCGAUCUUUUCAGCCUCCCUUGGGCUGGAUUGCUGGCUACGGUAGUGGAAUAUCUAGAUAACAAAAACUUUGUUUUUGAUCCGAUGGGAUUGUAUAAUGAUAUUGCUGUAAGAGUGUACGAUCAAAGUCAGGAUGAACCAAUUUUAGGCUAGCGUCCAAGAAGUUCAUCUGUCUGGUGAAAUGUAUAGAUCGGUGAUGAGUAAUAUGGACAAGUAUGUCCAUCGGAACGCUGGGCUUGGUGAUUUCUUAGAGCGGGUAACUUCCCAUGGAAAAGAGUUAUUUAUUGUAACUAAUUCCCCAUUUACUUUCAUGUAAGUGCAUCUUACACAUUAAAACUCGUUUAGGAAUGCGGGGAUGACAUACAUGUUGGGGCCAGAAUGGGGGAGAUUCUUCAAGUAUAUCGUGGUAUCUUCGAAGAAGCCCGGCUUCUUCCAAGGAAACUCUCCAUUUCGGUUAUACAAUGAAUGCACGGAUUCUGUUUCAUUCGAAAAAGUGGAACGACUCGAGGCUGGAAAAAUUUAUUCUGGGGUGGGACUUUUAAAAAAAGAGAUCGGGUUUAUAUUAUAUAUGCAUUUUAGGGUAUUAUUAUGGAUUAUUAUAAUUAUCAUCAUUUUAGGGUAAUAUUCGAGAGUUCUCGUCCAAGGCUUUCUUUAAAAGGCGCGGCGUGCUAUACUUUGGAGAUCACAUUUACUCCGAUUUGGCAGAACCCAUGCUUCAACUUGGCUGGAGAACGGCCGCCAUUGUUCCAGAAUUGGCCAGAGAAAUCAGAACGCAGAAUACGGAUGGAUUCAGAUUGAAAGUUCUAUGGCUAGAGACCCUUUCUCAACUGAUAGAACAACAUCAAAAAUAUGGGAAGCAAGAGAUAAGUGCGGAGAAAGUGAUCCGAGGUUGGGCCGAGGAACGGAAACGCCUUCGACUCGAGCUGAAGUGCAUGUUCAACGCGCAGUUUGGGUCGAUGUUCAGGACCUUCCACAACCCGACCUUCUUCUGCAGACGUCUGAUCCGUCUUUCCGAUAUCUAUACGAGUCGGCUUCCCAAUCUAAUCCAGUAUGAUGAUGAUCAUACCUUCUUUCCUCGACGGAAUGCAUUAGCCCAUGAGCCUUAUCUGCCCGAACCGGAGAUUGUGGAUAUUUUGCUCGAGAAUCCACCUGUCAAGUCCGACAUCGAGUUUGAAGGAAGAAAAAAUGAGCUUACAUUAUGA
Messenger RNA from Bursaphelenchus xylophilus (pine wood nematode), 1715 nucleotides. The record is from the annotation of a GenBank genome assembly. NCBI's taxonomy places the organism in Eukaryota, Metazoa, Nematoda, Chromadorea, Rhabditida, Aphelenchoididae.